ACAAGGAAGAAACAUGUUAAAUCGCUAACAAGUUUGACUUAGCUAGAAUCAGACAGAGAAUGGCGAUCUAUUCCUCCUCUUCCAUCACCUCUCUGUCCAAAGCCCUAAAACCCUCCCCUCCAAAAACCCCAUUCCUCAAACUCCUCUCCAUCCCCUCCAAAACCCACCUCAAGCUGCCUCCAAAUCUCAAAUCAGCGCCACUUUCUCUCCUCUUCAACACCUACAUGGGCCACUUCCACAAACCCCAAAAAACCCAACCCACCCAAAUCAAAUCCCUCUUCACAGGCAUCGUCGAAGAAAUGGGCGAGAUCAAGCACGUGGGUUUCACCGAAGACGACAGUUUCAAUAUGACAAUCCAAGCAAAAACCAUUCUCGACGACGUCCACCUCGGUGACAGCAUUGCCGUGAACGGAACUUGCUUAACAGUCACAGAAUUCGAUACCCAGUUGUCCGAAUUUAAGGUUGGUUUGUCCCCGGAAACCUUAAGAAAAACAUCGUUGAUUGAAUUAGUACCUGGUAGUUUGGUGAAUUUGGAGAGAGCUUUGAAGCCCAGUACGCGAAUGGGUGGGCAUUUUGUGCAGGGACAUGUGGAUGGGACUGGGGAGAUCGUGGGGACUAAGGUAGAGGGCGAUUCAUUGUGGGUUAAGGUUAGGACUAAUGAAGAGUUGUUGAAGUAUAUUGUGCCUAAAGGGUUUAUUGCGGUGGAUGGGACUAGUUUGACUGUGGUGGAUGUGUUUGAUGAAGAAAUGUGCUUUAAUUUUAUGCUGGUGGCUUAUACGCAGCAGAAUGUGGUGAUUCCUUUGAAAAAAGUUGGGCAGAAGGUGAAUUUGGAGGUGGAUAUACUUGGGAAAUAUGUGGAGAGGCUUUUAAGCAGUGGGUUUGUCAAUUCUACCAAAUUUUCUUGACCCUGAGGUAAUCUUUGUUUGUUUUUUGAUUUCUAUGGCCCUUUUUGAAUAAAAUGUAUUGCUAUUUUGAUGUCACUUGUGGUGUUUCCUUGUUAUGUUGUGGCAAUUUGCUUGGCAAUAUAAAUAAGAAUUUUGGACUUUUGGGGUCUGCAAUAUCUGGUUUCGAAGUAUACAUCUUUUUAUGUUCAUGAUCUAAUAUCACUUCCACUGUAGAGCGAGAAGAUGAUAUUACUCUUUGGUCUUUGCUGGUUUGGACAGAAUAUGUGCAUUUUGUGGAG
Ilex paraguariensis (yerba mate) is the source of this 1183-nucleotide messenger RNA. The record is from the annotation of a GenBank genome assembly. Lineage: Eukaryota; Viridiplantae; Streptophyta; Magnoliopsida; Aquifoliales; Aquifoliaceae.